Molecule: messenger RNA, 3360 nt
Organism: Punica granatum (pomegranate)
Lineage: Eukaryota; Viridiplantae; Streptophyta; Magnoliopsida; Myrtales; Lythraceae
Source: RefSeq, a predicted model, not a curated record
GAGGAAGGAUGAUGAAGGAUUGAUUUGAGUUCAGUUUCGUCUUAGUCAUCGUCAGCGUCUUCUUCCACCGCCGGUUCCUCGCCCUGAUCUCUCUCUCUCUCUCUCUCCAUUUCCUUUAUCCUUAGCUUUUGUCAGUUCAGUCGGGAUGGGGUUCUCUUCUCCUCCCACUAGUUAAAGCUUCUGUUACAUUUCUUUUCCUUUUCCUGCAAAAAGAGGGAAGAAAGCAACCAAAGCUCAUCAGCAAAAACCGCCAUUACUCAAUUCCCACUACCUCCCUCCCUCCCUCCCUCCCUUCCCUCAUCAACAAAUCCAGUGAGAGUGUGAAACAGAGCAGAAACAGGGCUCGAAGCGGGAAGGAAGCAGAGAGGAAGAAAGAACGAACUCCACCCUUUGGAUUAAAGCCGGCUACCACACGUGAUCAAAGCUCCAGCUAUUAAUCUAAAUCUACAUCAUUAUUUCCCUCUCUCCCUCCCUCUCUCUCUCUCUCUCUCUCAUCGUCGAGCUUGCCGUAAGCUGUUCCUUUUUUGUCAUAACGCAAUCAUUCAUCCCCCGAACCCGACAACAACCCACCCUCUUCCUCCCAUUCUAAUAUCUCCGUAUCAUUUUACACUAGCUUCCCCAUAUAUAUAUAUAUGUAUAUAUAGACAGCCCCUCGCUCUGCUCUGUAUCCAUCCAUCGCUCUCAUUGAAGUUCGAGCUCCUCCAUUAAACAGUGAACCCAGAGAGGAGUAGUCCAAUCAUGGCGAAGACGGGGGCCUAUCUGGUGCCCGUUCUCUUGGGCUUCCUCCUUGUGGGGCCCCUCAGCGUGUCCUCCGCCGCCGCUACGGAGACGGGGGAUAAUGGCGAGACCACCCGGCGGACCUACAUUGUACACGUGGCGGAGUCCCAGAUGCCCCGGGCCUUCCAGCACCACGAGCACUGGUACGACGCCAACCUCAGAUCUGUCUCCGACACGGCCGAGAUGAUCUACACCUACUCCACCGCCAUCCACGGGUUCGCCACCCGGCUCACCGCGGCGGAGGCCGAGUCCCUCGCGGCCCGGCCCGGGAUCCUGUCUGUCCUCCCCGAGCAGCGGUACGAGCUCCACACGACCAGGACUCCUGAGUUCCUCGGACUGGGUGAUAACUCGAAACUGCUUCCGGAGGCCGAUUCGGAGGCGGACGUCGUCGUGGGGGUUCUGGACACUGGAAUUUGGCCCGAGAGGAAGAGCUACAGCGAUGCUGACAUGGGGGACGGACCGUCCUGGUGGAAGGGUGAAUGCGAGGCCGGGGCAAACUUCUCUACUGCAAAUUGCAACCGGAAACUGAUCGGAGCAAGGUUUCUUGCGAAAGGAUACGAGGCCGCGGUGGGCCCGAUCGACUGGUCCAACGAGUCCAAGUCCCCGAGGGACGAUGACGGCCACGGGACGCACACCUCCUCCACGGCGGCUGGCUCCGAGGUGGAAGGCGCAAACCUAUUUGGGUAUGCCCAGGGGACGGCCCGUGGGAUGGCCAAGAAGGCUCGGUUAGCCGUCUACAAAGUUUGCUGGAAGAAUGGUUGCUUUAGCUCCGAUAUUCUCGCUGCCAUGGACAAGGCUAUUACCGACGGUGUAAAUGUACUCUCCCUGUCCCUUGGAGGCGGCUCCCCUGACUUUUACCGUGAUAGCAUAGCAAUUGGGGCCUUUGCCGCUGCCGAGAAAGGAAUCCUUGUCUCAUGCUCUGCCGGGAAUUCGGGGCCGACACCAGGAUCACUGUCCAAUGUUGCACCGUGGAUCACCACUGUCGGGGCGGGCACGAUCGAUCGAGAUUUCCCUGCAUAUGUCAGCCUUGGAAACGGGAAGAACUACUCCGGCGUGUCACUCUACAGCGGCAGCCCCUUGCCCAAGACUCUACUGCCCUUCGUCUACGCCGGCAAUGUAAGCAACGCCACCAACGGGAACCUCUGUAUGGUGGGGACUCUCGACUCGAAUAAGGUUGCCGGGAAGAUCGUCUUGUGCGAUCGAGGAAUGAAUUCUCGGGUCCAGAAGGGCCUGGUCGUGAAGCAGGCUGGUGGCGCCGGGAUGGUGCUCGCCAACACGGACGAAAAUGGUGAAGAGCUGGUGGCGGACGCGCACUUGUUACCUGCCUCUGCGGUGGGCGCAAAGAACGGGGACGAAAUAAGGAAAUAUGUGUUCACAGAUUCGAAUCCGACCGCAACGAUUUUCUUUGAAGGGACCAAGGUUGGGAUCCAGCCGGCCCCAGUGGUGGCAGCAUUCAGCUCGAGGGGCCCAAGCACGGUCGCUCCCGGCAUUCUCAAGCCGGACCUGAUAGCUCCGGGUGUCAACAUCUUAGCCGGUUGGACCGGCGCAGUGGGCCCCACGGGGCUUUCUGUCGAUGACCGCCAUGUCGAGUUCAACAUUAUCUCGGGGACGUCCAUGUCUUGUCCCCACGUGAGCGGUCUGGCUGCUCUCGUCAAAUCCAGACACUCGGAUUGGAGUCCGGCCGUUAUCCGCUCCGCCCUCAUGACCACCGCAUACUCAACCUACAAGGAUGGCAAGAUGCUGAUGGAUGUGGCGACAGGGGAGACCGCCACGCCAUUCGAUUACGGGGCCGGCCACGUGGACCCCAUAUCUGCCUUAAACCCGGGGCUCGUCUACGACCUCACAGCUGCCGACUACCUCGACUUCCUCUGCGCGCUCAACUACACGGCCUCACAGAUCAACCUAGUGGCUCGAAGGAACUUCACGUGCGAUCCCAGCAAGAAGUACAGCAUUCUUGACCUAAACUAUCCUUCCUUUGCGGCGACAUUCGACACCACAGGGACGGGCGGAAGCGGGGGCAAUGUGGUGAAGUUCACGAGGACAGUUACCAGUGUGAGCGGGGCGGGAACUUACAAGGUCUCGAUCUCAACAGACUCGAAGGCAGUCAAGGUGUCUGUGGACCCCAGCACACUGAGCUUCAGCGCUGCAAAUGAGAAGAAGAGCUAUGCUGUUACCGUGACAUGGAGCUCGGCAACUCCUGGAAAGAACAGCUUCGGGAAGCUCGUGUGGUCGGACGGGGAUCAUACGGUCGGGAGUCCCAUGGCCUUUACUUGGACUUAGCAAUUGGAUGGACGAUCGACGGGGGAAAUUGGGUUUCAAUCAAAUGUUGUUAUUCACUCACUCGAAGAGGGGUGGGAUAAAUUAUUGGUAAAUCAUGGGAUCUUCUGGGAAUAAUGUGUUUUGAUGAACAAUCCUUACGGACAACAAACAACAUGAAUAUCAGAAUGCUCAUAGGAUGUCUUUUCUUUCUUUUGAAUCCCGAUUAUGUCUCUAUUACCAUUUCGGCGUGUAUAGAUGAUUAUAAUGUUGAUCGGAUAGGAUGAUUAUGAAAGGAAAUGAAAUAUGCACGCGUUGUUAAGUCUA